This is a messenger RNA of Agrilus planipennis (emerald ash borer), 1092 nucleotides long. Its product is annotated as RNA-binding protein mde7-like. Lineage: Eukaryota; Metazoa; Arthropoda; Insecta; Coleoptera; Buprestidae. The transcript has a single exon. The coding region runs from base 267 to 566 and encodes 99 amino acids. Gene Ontology annotation, molecular function: nucleic acid binding. The record is from RefSeq and is a predicted model, not a curated record.
GCAAGAAAAUUUUCAAAGUAAUUACAAACGUAAAUAGGAGAUACAUUUCGAGUAUCAAUAGAGCCCAAUUUCCGCCCCAAAGGGAACGGUGGGAAAUGGGUUGGAUGAAUAGAAAUAUGAUUAUCAAGUUAUAAAAAUUCCAUGGAUGAACGAAUUGAUCGGCUAGUAGGUAGUUGUAGGAGAUUGCAUAACCGACCCUCCUAACACACUGAGUUGCACUUGUGGUGUUCUUGUUGCACAGCUUCCCAGGCUUCUGUCGCCUACGCAUGCACAGCAAGGGUGGAUCCCCUGUGGCGUUUGUGGAGUACCAAGAAGUACGCUAUGCUGCACAAGCAAUGGCUGCCCUGCAAGGCUCCUUUCUUCUCUCCUCCGAUCGCGGUGCCAUUCGUAUCGAAUACGCCAAAACGAAAAUGGCUGCAGAGGUCUGUUCAAUAGCAUUUACCACUGCUACUACAAAUCUUUCCCAGCCCUUUCAAUUUAUCGUAUGUUCAAAGGCGGAAUUUUGUCACUGUCGAAGAAUCAGCCAAGUUCUGAACAAGAUCAAAGGCGUCAGAUUGGUGUUGUAACUACUACUGUACAUAAUACGAAAGCUUUUGUGAUUAACAUUGAUAUUGAGCUAGUUUCCUUAACACAGUAGAUUUUCUUGUAGUUUUCUUUUACUUUUGAUGUUCCUUAUAUAUCUACGUAUCCCAAGUUGGUCAAAAUAUUGUAGUUUUGUUCUACCGGUUCGACAAUCUCGUCAAUAAUUUUUGAUCAAAUAGUGAGUGAAAUCGUUGAUUUAAGUUUAACCAAUUACCUCUGCCACUAUAUAAAUUGAUAUUCGUCUUAUAAAAUUUUAAUCGAAAAUAAAUAAUGUUGAUUAUUUUCUAACCAGAAAUUAUUAAAUCAUCAAUCCCUAGCAAUUAUGCUUUUGUUGGUAAGGUAUAAUAGACUAGCUGACCCGGCGGACUUCGUACUGCCUCAUUCGAUAAAUAAAAGACCUAAACUUUUGUAUAAAAUAAACUUAAAACAAACAAAAGGAAUCCUUUUUGUCUGAGGUAUCGAUCGACAUAGAGGAUGGAUCGACAUAUUAGUUGGUUGUCAAAUGUCAAA